Molecule: messenger RNA, 571 nt
Organism: Hansenula anomala
Lineage: Eukaryota; Fungi; Ascomycota; Saccharomycetes; Phaffomycetales; Wickerhamomycetaceae
Exons: 1
Coding region: 63-242 (59 amino acids)
Source: RefSeq, a predicted model, not a curated record
CAUGUCAAAUUAAUCCUCUUCAUCUUCUCUAGUAUUUGAUUCAUUGAAACCAUUAUUCCAAAAUGUCUGACCCAUUAGAUCGUCUUGUCAUGAUUUCUCAACAUGUUCACAAUCAAAAAAUUAACAAAUCCACAAUCCCAAGAGGUAUGCCAGAGAUCCCAGCAAAUAUCCAAACAAAUUUCUCAAGACCUGUUCCAGGUGGUCAAGUUAAAUCACCAACAGCUAUAAAACCAUCAAAUUAGUUGGUUACCGCUAUCAUUUUAUUUAUUAAUUGACACAUCCAAUAGUUACUGCUGGCCAGGCUUUGGUGUUCCUUUUCAGUUCAAGUUGCUAAAAUCCAGACUAAAUCAACAACGUCACACAAUUGACAAACCCUACUGGAUCACAAGGACCGAUCAUAUUUCAAUAUCUAUAGGAUCACGGAUAACAUCCUUAUAUCAUUUAUAUACGCGUUAUGUUUUGUUUAUCACCUCCCAAAGUGUAGCUCCUGGUGGUGUAGUUUUUUGUUUUCGCGAAUCAGUUUUGCAUGUUGGCCUUAACACUUCUAUCUUUUUUACUCCCUGAAUUUUUG